AUGCAAACAGAUGAAAAUACUACAAUGCCUUUGGCACGGAUAGCCCGCGCAUACUACCAGCUUGCGACGAAAACGAGUCGAUAUUUGUUCAGUGACUCGAGGCAGAGGAUCGUCGCCUAUAUCAUUAUCUUUCUUUGUUUCCUCACUCCCUCCUCCACGUCGUUUGUUCUUUAUCAAGGAACAACCGCAAAAAUUGAAUAUAAAGAUGUAAAUAUGCUGAAAGAAAUGAGAAUAGAAGAUAGGAAAGUGAUAUUCGAAUUUUGCAAUUUGGUUGUCAAAUUUCCACAAUUGCUUGUCAAAAAGAUGACACACGAGCAAGUGAGGAAAUCCAAGCCAAUUUGCGAGCAACUUUUAAUGGGUAUUGCAAAAGUGCGAGAGCAAGAAGCACGUGCUCAUCGGGCUCAUACUAGAGUAUUAUCAUAG
Messenger RNA from Caenorhabditis remanei, 423 nucleotides. RefSeq lists its product as uncharacterized. The transcript has 4 exons. Lineage: Eukaryota; Metazoa; Nematoda; Chromadorea; Rhabditida; Rhabditidae. Bases 1 to 423 code for a protein of 140 amino acids. The record is from RefSeq and is a predicted model, not a curated record.